AUGGUUAUUGCAAUCGCAAAUAAAGAAGAAUUCGAAAAUCAAUUGGCCACAGCUGGCAGCAAACUUGUGGUGCUCGAUUUUUUCGCCGACUGGUGUUGGCCAUGCCGUGAGAUUGCCCCAAAGUAUGAAAAAAUUGCUGGAGAAAAUUCAGAGCAGGCUGUCUUCUUAAAAGUUGAUGUGACUGUUGAUCAAACUCUGGCAUACAAAUAUAAAGUCACCGGACUUCCUACUUUUAUUUUUUUUAAGCACGGAGAGAAUAUAAAAUCAUUCUCCGGGGCCGACGAGGAUCAGCUGCGAUCAAACAUCGAAACAUUGAAAUAA
This is a messenger RNA of Ciona intestinalis (vase tunicate), 321 nucleotides long. The record is from RefSeq and is a predicted model, not a curated record. Lineage: Eukaryota; Metazoa; Chordata; Ascidiacea; Phlebobranchia; Cionidae.